GGCAGCGGCAGCAUCAGCUCCGGCUCGUUGCCAUAGCGACCCCUCGGAGAGAAGAGAGGGGCGAGACUGCGCUCACGUGACCCAGCAAGAUGGCGACCACAACGUAAAGAAUGGAUGGUUUGAACUAAAGUGUUUGCUGUGAAUCUGGAUCUGCUGGUUUUAUUAAUUGUUCAUCAUAUCACAGAAGUCACGAUGGCCCUGAAUGUGUUUGAUCAUGAUGAAUACAGGCCGCCGGUGUGGAAGUCUUACUUGUACCAGCUCCAGCAGGAGGCUCCUCACCCACGCCGGCUCACCUGCACCUGCGAGGUGGACAACCGACCUAAAUACUACGGAAGAGAGUACCACGGGAUGAUCUCCAGAGAAGAGGCCGACCAGUUACUGAGUCAGGCCGAAGGCAGCUACCUCAUCAGAGAGAGUCAGAGGCAGCCGGGCACGUACACACUAGCUCUAAGGUUUGGGAACCAGACGAGAAACUUCCGACUCUACCAUGAUGGGAAACACUUUGUCGGAGAGAAGAGGUUCGAGUCCAUCCACGACCUGGUCACAGACGGCCUCAUCACGCUCUACAUUGAGACGAAAGCAGCGGAGUACAUUGCUAAGAUGACCAUAAACCCCAUCUAUGAACACGUGGGCUACACCACCCUGAACCAGGAGCCCACUCUGAAAAAACACCUCCCCCUCAGCCCAGAGGCCCCGGACGGACCCGCUCCGGCCAAAGACGACUGCAACGCCGAGGAGAGGCUGACGUCGCUGGUGCGGCGGGCCACCCUGAGGGAGAGCGACUUGGCGCCCAAGUACGAGAAGGUGCACAACUUCAAGGUUCAUACAUUCAGAGGUCCCCACUGGUGUGAGUACUGUGCCAACUUCAUGUGGGGGCUCAUCGCUCAGGGAGUCAAAUGUGCAGACUGCGGCUUGAACGUCCACAAGCAGUGCUCCAAAGUCGUGCCCAACGACUGCCAGCCGGACCUGCGGCACGUCAAGAAGGUGUACAGCUGCGACCUCACCACGCUGGUCAAAGCCCACAACACCAAGAGACCCAUGGUGGUCGACAUGUGCAUACAGGAACUCGAAACCAGAGGUCUUCAGUCGGAGGGUUUGUACAGAAUAUCAGGCUUCAGCGAACUCAUCGAGGACGUCAAGCUCGCCUUUGACAGAGACGGAGAGAAAGCUGACAUUUCCAGCAACGCUUACGAGGACAUCAACAUCAUCACCGGAGCGCUGAAGCUGUACUUCAGAGAGCUGCCGAUCCCCCUCAUCACGUACGACGCUCACCCACGCUUCAUAGAAGCUGCAAAGAUUACAGACCCUGAAAAACGUCUGGAGUCUCUCCACGAGGCCUUGAAGCUGCUGCCGCCAGCUCACUGCGAGACGCUGCGAUACCUCAUGGCUCACCUCAAGAGAGUGACCCAGCACGAGAAGGACAACCUCAUGUCCAGCGAGAACCUCGGCAUCGUCUUCGGCCCGACGCUGAUGAGGGCGCCCGAGCUGGACGCAAUGACGGCGCUCAACGACAUCCGAUACCAGAGACUCGUGGUGGAGACGCUCAUCACCAACGAGGACGUGUUGUUCUGAGAGGAAAAAGUGACUUUUUACAGGCAGCAAGAAGAAGUACACUACCUGAAGGACGAUCGAAACAAACAGUUGAGACGUCUCGAUGGAAGGACGCAGUGUUUCCCCACGUUUUAAAAGCUCUGCACGAGCCUUAUUCGAUAGAAACUAACAUUUAUUAUCACUUGAAUGAGCUCUCAUGUUCUAAAUUAAUCGCGUAAAGGAAACACUCCGUCAUCCAUCUGCACGUCGACACCUCUUUCCUAAAACACUCUCCGAGAAGAAGAACGAAGCCCCGGCUUCACAACACGAGUUAGACAGCUGGAUGAAUGAACGAACGAACCACGCAACUUUUAAUAAGUGACUUGGACCUAAUCGUUUUCUUCUUUUCUUUUAAAACUCUUUACUUCACAGCUCCCUCUGCUGUUCCAUCGACUGAACUGUGAUUACGCAGGAACCUCACACUAACAGCUCACUAACAUAGUAAACGUAGACUUUUUAAUUAACGCCAUAUUUUUCCUUUUUUAAAUAUUCUAGUUUUGUCGCUGUGUGUACGUGUGGAACGGACGGAGCUGUAAAUUAAACGGUUAAAUGUUUAAUUUCUUUUCCUCUCUGCAUCGAAUAUAAAAGAUUUCAGCUUCGCACAUCGACCCCCGAGGUCGUAAACGACUUGAAACACGUGAUUUUUCUUUUCUCGCUUCGCUUUUGGUUUGUCAUGAUUAAGCAGUAUUACCACGCUCGCCCACGAGGACAGCAGGAUUCUCCAGUACUUUUAACAGUCUGUCUUUCCCUUUUAAUUAAAAAUUAAAACGAAGUUACUCUGCUUGUAAUUAAAGUGGUACUGGAGCUCCGCCUGUUUGGAAAGAUGCUGUGAAAUUUUGAUAAUCGCUUAAACAGAAGUUUAAAAACAGGUUGGUUGGUGAUUAUUUUUAUUUCAAACACGUGAAAGAGAGUCUGUGAUCAAAGCAGUAUUAAUUACGGGACGAUGUUGCCAAUCUGUGAUAUGAAGGAUGAUUUAUUUCUAAACUGGUGCCAUUCAAAUAAAAAGUUGGAGUUGGAGGUGUAGAAAUGAUUCUGCAUGUUCCUCCACCCUCAGCAAACACACACACACACACACACACCUUAUGUUUUAUCCAUUCCUCCCCCCACUUCUGUCGGGGUUCACCAGACACAUUUUAAACAGACAAAGACAGAGUUUGGGUUGUUUAAAAUCAAGCGCACCCCGUCCUGGGUCGGGCGUACGAACAUCGAACACACACACACAAAGAAGUGACGUCAGCAUUUUUCUAACAUGACUCAUGUUUAAUUUCUCCUUUAACUCUUUAUGUUUAUUCCUCUAAUCAUGUUACUAACACGAUGACAACCUGUGAGCCUUCAGUGAUCUGUGAUUUUUUUUUUUUUUUUUUGGCAUCAUGAAAUGUCUUUUUAUUUUAUUAUUAUUGUCAUUGCUGUAAAGUAUUUUCUAUAUGGUUUAUGCAUGGUGGAAUUAAAUUAUUAAAUAUGGCUCA
This is a messenger RNA of Larimichthys crocea (large yellow croaker), 3056 nucleotides long. Its product is annotated as N-chimaerin. Lineage: Eukaryota; Metazoa; Chordata; Actinopteri; Sciaenidae. The transcript has 15 exons. Bases 193 to 1572 code for a protein of 459 amino acids. Gene Ontology annotation, biological process: regulation of small GTPase mediated signal transduction; signal transduction; positive regulation of GTPase activity. The record is from RefSeq and is a predicted model, not a curated record. Gene Ontology annotation, molecular function: GTPase activator activity.